This is a messenger RNA of Coccinella septempunctata (seven-spotted ladybird), 983 nucleotides long. RefSeq names its product COP9 signalosome complex subunit 7b (gene CSN7). Gene Ontology annotation, cellular component: COP9 signalosome. Gene Ontology annotation, biological process: COP9 signalosome assembly. The coding region runs from base 79 to 867 and encodes 262 amino acids. NCBI's taxonomy places the organism in Eukaryota, Metazoa, Arthropoda, Insecta, Coleoptera, Coccinellidae. The record is from RefSeq and is a predicted model, not a curated record. The transcript has 6 exons.
AAAAAAAAUAAUAGAAGUGAGACGAAAUUCUGCAUAACAAUUUUCUUAUUCCUGUGUAAAUAAUCAACUUUAUAGAUAAUGAUUGAUAAAGGAUCUCACUCGAAUAAUCCCUUGGAACAAUUUGUAUUACUGGCAAAAUCAGCUAAGGGGGCUGCUUGUAAUGAAUUGAUCAAACAAGUCUUAGAAUCACCCGGAGUUUAUGUAUUCGGAGAAUUGUUAGAUAUGCCAAAUAUAGCAGAACUGAAGAAUGGACCUGAAGUGAAAGUUUACAACACCCUCAAUUUAUUUGCUUUUGGAACAUAUAGUCAGUACCUUACGAGUAAAUCUGAUUACUUGGAACUAACGCCUACUCAGAGAAAAAAACUACAACAUUUAACUUUAGUUACUUUAGCUACAAAAUCAAAGUGUUUGCACUAUGAUGUUCUUCUCAAGGAGUUAAAUAUAUCAAAUGUGAGAGACUUGGAGGAUUUAAUAAUUGAAGGGAUAUAUGCAGAUAUCAUUCGUGGAAAAUUGGACCAAAAAAACUCCCAGUUUGAAGUAGAUUUUGCUAUUGGCCGUGAUAUUCAAGCAGGCGAUAUAAAAGUGAUUGUAAAUUGCCUAAGGGACUGGUGUAAUGCAUGUGAAGGAGUGUUGAGUUGUGUGGAAACUCAAAUUCAAAGGGCUAAUGAAGAAAAGAACAGAAAUGUUCUUAGAAAGACGGACAUUGAACAAGAAAUUGUCAAUAUAAGAAAAACAUUGAAAACUCAGCUAUCAGAAAGACCAGAUGGUGUGGAUGAUGCAAUGAGUUCUGAUAAUAGAGAUUCAACUGUUUCUAGCGAUAAAGGCAAAAAGGCAAUGAAAAUCAAAGGGCUCAAAAUACUUCGUUGAGGCAACUUCAUCCGACUGGGCUCUUCAUCGAUUGAAGUAAUCUCUGUCCUGUGUGUAGUUUAUUAUGUAAUAAUUCUCCAAUUUGAAUUUCGAAAUAAACUUCUUUCUUGAAUAUA